Messenger RNA from Maylandia zebra (zebra mbuna), 5540 nucleotides. It is a transcript of the gene ankrd27, whose product is annotated as ankyrin repeat domain 27 (VPS9 domain). Lineage: Eukaryota; Metazoa; Chordata; Actinopteri; Cichliformes; Cichlidae. The record is from RefSeq and is a predicted model, not a curated record. Gene Ontology annotation, biological process: early endosome to late endosome transport; neuron projection morphogenesis. Gene Ontology annotation, molecular function: SNARE binding; guanyl-nucleotide exchange factor activity. Gene Ontology annotation, cellular component: transport vesicle; tubular endosome; neuron projection.
GCUUCUCCCCUUUAAUUUGUCCACAUCAGAUCCCAUAAAUGAAACGUUCGUGUACAUGAACGCGUUUCUUCUUCUGUAAAAGUUUUACUUGGACAGAAUCAGACUCAGGACGCUAUAAUCGGCGAAUCGGCUCGUUUUAGCAGCUUAUUUAUCGCAAUUCGUCUCGCAAGGUUGAUAAGCUCGUAGGGCUCCUGGCAGGCUGCUGCUGCUGAGGCUGUUUGGCUUUGACAUGCUAAACCCUGGAUGACCGAAGGGACUCGUUAAUAGCAGGAUCCAGACCUCCAGCUCCUUAUGGCUGUAUAUGAUGAGAACAUCCUGAAGAAUCCUUUCUACCUGGCCUUGGAGAAGCAGAGACCCGACCUUUGCAGCCAAGUGGCAGAGCUCCACGGCAUCGUUCUGGUGCCGUGCUGUGGAAGUUUGACCCUCAGCAGCUACUCGGACUCUCACUUCGACAGCUAUGUGCUGCAGCCCGUGGAGGACGGUUAUAAGACUGCGGACGGGAAGGAGGUCCGGAUCCAGGACAGGCAGGUCCUGCUGGGAUCCGGGUUCCCGGCUCCAGUGUCGAUCCCCAUCCUGUUCGAGGAGACCUUCUACAACGACCGGGAGCAAAGCUACAGCAUCCUGUGCGUCUCCAGGCCCAUGGAGGUGGACCCGAGCCUGUCCGAGGUCAGCACGCCGUCUUCUUACAGCCUGAGGAGCCUGGAGGACGUCAGGGAGUUCCUGGGCCGCCACGCCCAGAAGAUGGACAAGCACAUCCAGAGCUUCUGUCAGGCCUUCAGGGAGCAGGAGAGGAAGGGACUCCGGCACCACAUAGACUCGGUGAACGGUCUUUACACUAAGUGUCUUCAGUGUCUGCUGAGAGACUCUCACCUGAAACUUCUGGCAAAGCAGGAGCUUCAGAUGACGCUCCUCAAACAGGCAGUGGAGAUGUACGUUCAUCAUGGUAUCCAUGAAUUAAUCUUUAACUUUGUGGGAACGCUUGAGGCCAGCCAGGACGCUGCCUUCAACAAAACCACCAGGAGUCUGCAGGAGCUGCAGCAGAAAGAGCUGGGAGUCAAACCCGAGUUCAGCAUAAACUUGUCUCGGGCUAAAAGAGAGCUGAGCCAGCUCAACCAGCAGACGUCCCCCCUCCUCAAACUGCUCUGCCUGCGUAGAGUCGCGCUGACCGCCACCCAGACCCCGAGACGCACCGUGAGCAUAGAAGCCGUGAGCGCCGACGACCUGCUGUCUGUCGUCCUCUAUCUGCUGGUGAAGACGGAAAUCCCCAACUGGAUGGCCAACCUGAGCUACAUCAGGAACUUCUGCUUCAGCCACUCGAGUAAAGAUGAGCUCAGCUACUGUCUGAGCACCUUCGAGGCGGCGGUGGAGUACAUCAACCUGGGGAAGCUGCAGAACUCUGGCUCUGGUGAGCUCAGCGACAAGGCGCUGUUCAAGGAGAGGAUGAGUCUGCUGACUCAGGGUGUAGCCACGCCCAUUAAUUGUCUGUUUGAGCACAUAGCAAAUGGAAAUGAAGAGGAGGUUGAACGCCUGCUGAGUGAUGGAGAGGCCGAUGAAGAUGUGAAGAUGUGUCAUCCUCUCUGCUCCUGUGACCUCUGUGACCUCCAGCUGUCCGGGCGGCUCAACGACCCGUCCAUCGUCACGCCGUUCUCCAGAGAUGACCGGGGUUACACUCCUCUGCAUGUCGCUGCUCACUGCGGUCAGUCCCAGCUGAUCGACAUACUGGUGCAUAAAGGAGCUCAGGUGAACGCCACAGACUACCACGCCCUCACACCGCUGCACCUGGCGUGUCAGCGUGGAUACCAGGGAGUAACGCUGCUGCUGCUGCACUACAAGGCCAACACGGAGGCUCAGGACAACAACGGCAACACGCCGCUGCACCUCGCCUGCAUGUACGGACACGAGGACUGUGUGAAGGCCUUGGUGUACUACGAUGUCCAAACGUGCCGUCUGGACCUGGUGAACGACAAAGGCGACACGGCGCUGCACAUGGCGUCGCGCUGGGGCUACGAGGGCAUCAUCCAGGUGCUCCUGGAGAACGGAGCGAGCACCCACAUCCUCAACAAGAACAAGGAGUCGCCGCUGCAGUGCGCCCUGAACUCCAAGAUCCUCAUGCAGCUGCAGUCCACUCAGAACGGCCGGAAGCGCUGCGGCAGCGGCGUCGACUCUCCCAGCCGCUCGCCUCUGGCCUCAGACUGCAGCAGCCGCCGCUCCUCCGUCUCCAGCACCUCCUCCCUGGGCUCGGAGGUCAAACCAGAGGGAGAACGGGUCCGGCACAGAGAGGUGGAGAAGCUGCUGCGAGCCGUGGCAGACGCUGACGUGGAGAUGGUGCGUUACCUGUUGGAGUGGAUGGAUGAGGAAGAGGAGGAUCAGGGAGAAGUACGGUCGGAGGCUCCGCUUUGCCACCCUCUGUGUCAGUGCCCAAACUGCGCCCCCACUCAGAAGCUAUCGGUGCAGCAGGCGGGAACUCUCGGCGUAAACAGCUGCAACGUCGACGGUUUCACGCCUCUCCACGUCGCCGCCCUCCACGGACACUUGCCGCUGGCCACCCUGCUGAUCCGCCACGGGGCCAACGUGAACGCCCGCACCAACCAGAGCGCCACGCCACUUCACCUGGCUUGCCAGAACAGCCACAUCCCGGUGGUGAGGUUUCUGCUGGAGUGCAACGCCAAGCUGAAUAAAAAGGAUCACUAUGGCAACACGCCGCUGAUCCACGCCUGCCUGCGUGGAAAUCUGGACACAGCCACCAUCCUGUUACAGAGUAAUGCGUUGGUGAACGUGGCGAACCUUCAGGGGAACACGGCGCUCCAUGAGGCAGUGCGGGGCGGGCAUCUGGCGCUGGUGGAGCUGUUGCUGAGGGGCGGAACCUCUCCUGGCAUCAGGAACAAGAGGCAGAGGACGCCGCUGGACUGCGCCUACGAGCUGGGCGGAAAGAACACUGAAAUCCUGCGAGCUCUGCAGAAAGCAUCUGGACUCUCCCCUGAUGAUGAACCGAUCAAACUCCUCUCCGUCCCCAAAGGAGCUCUGGCUCAUUCCUUCGUGCAGCGUCUGAGGCUGCAGGAUAACUCCAACAGCAGGAAGCAGAAGCUGGCUCAGUCCAUCAGCAGGAUGCAGCAGAUGAGGAAGGGUUCUUCAGGUUCUCCACCCAGGUGUUCUCCAAACCUCAGCCAGGUGAAUCCGGACAGGUGGAGGCUGAGGCGAGGAGAGACGGUGGCGGUCAGCAGCCCCACAGGAAGCCUCAAAGAGCGGCGCCUGGCUCGCUCUCACACCCUCGACACCGGAGUGCACACGCCGGAGCGAACGCACGCGCUGACCGUGGCUGACCCGACAGACGUCGCGUGCGCUCCUGAACUACCCGACGGCGCCGAAUCGCUCUCCACCGACGCCUCCAGCUGCAGCACGGGCAGCGAGACCUCGCCGUCCACACCGUCAACUACAUCAUCGCAGGUCGACAGCUCGGCCGACGUCCCGCUCGCAAACAUCCUGUCUGCUCAGUCUGACCCCGAAAGCCAGACCGACCGAGAUUUACACGCAGACUCUUCUGACGGCCGCCCUCGGCCUGGCGAGGAAGCUGAAGGCUUACCGUCAGAGCACAGGGAUGAAGACUCCACCCCUUAUCCCCUUAACCUGCCCUCCCCGACCCAGAGCGAAAGAGUCGAAGAGAGCAACGCCAAUCAGCAGCCAGAACCCAGCGCACAGUGAUGCAGGGAGCGCGAAGCGCAGACGGCACGAGUAGCAAGAAGACCGCCGAAAGAAAAACACACGAGACUCCGGAUCCUCACGAACCAAACGUCCUCUCACUGCAGCGCGUCGGGUUGUAUUUGUCCCGCUCGGAGGUUUCCGCCUCCUCAGGCAAACUGAAAGGGCGUCGGGCACCAUCCAUGUUUUGCGUCAGUGGGGACGUCAGAGACGGCCCUGACUCAGACACCUGGAUCAGGUUUAACCCGCACAGGCUCGGCGCCGCUCGCGCUCCCUUCUCACUCGUUAACAUAAACUAGAAGCUGCAUUUUUUCCACUGACAGGUUUCCGAACUUUGUUUUUCAGAUGUUUGAAAACUGCUCGGCGCUUUUGUGCGGAGGCGAGCGAGAUCCAAACCAUCCUCGCACGGGGAACUCUUUACAUUGAGCUUCAACACGAACGUCUCAGCUGAGUUUAAAGCGCUUUCCACUUCCAGCCUUCACGGAGAAAAAGGGAUGCAAGCUGAUUUCAUUUCUUGCUGUUUGAACGUCCUCGCUGUAGUUUGUGCUGCUGCUCUGUGCCGCUGACUUUUUUACUUUGGUUUAAUCAGGAUGAUCUUAUUUUAUUUAGGAGGGUGGAGCUCCGUGUGUCUCCCUGUCCGCUGCUGAACCUCGCUGCGAGCUUUUAUCCAGCAGAUUUUAAUCCAACACCACCGCCGGCUAUUUUCCAAAUCAAGCUGUUUGAAGGAUUUCCGUCUUUUUACCGGCGCUGAUGAUUUUUGAGCACCAACAUUAACACCGCUGACCCCUCGAGUGGAGAGUGAGCCACGUUUAUAGUUUGAUAGAAAAACUGUAUGGAGUGAAUUCGUAUGACAUCCAUCUGAAUACUGUAACGCUUAACCGAUGGGCGUGGCUUCUUUUGCAGAGAAGGAUGGGCUUCAGUCACAGUCACUGAACUGGACCUGUGGACUGUUUGUGCUCCUCACAAACUCUCAUGUAACACUUGAACCUCAUGGCUGAGGCCAUAAACUCAUCAGGAAGUGUUACUGACUCACGGUUUCCUGUACAGGAAGUCUUUUUGCGUCGCCCCCUGCUGGUCGUUAGAAUGAAUGCACCUUAACGUGCUUCAGCGUUGACUUUCCUACGGCCAUGUUUUUUAUGCUAUGACGUCCGUGGUGAUAAUUUAGCAUUUCAGCCUCUCGACCAAAUCCGUGCACAAAGAAAACGUGACAGCGGCCACAAACGUGGAGUGCGAGCGUUUCUAAACGGUCUUUGGUCCGAAGUCAGAGCUCCAUCAGCUCAGGUGGUUUAUUAACCUUCAGUAAGGACGUCGAGAACCGAAUCAAACUGUCUGAGCUUCCUCUUGAUGCCUCAUGAAAUCAUGACAUCAUCGAACACAAACUGUGAGUCCAAACCCCAAAAACCCGACUCAGACUGUUCAGCCUGAUGAAUGACUGAAAACUGCAACAAAUCAGUCUGAUUUUUGUCCCUCUGUCAGGUUAAUUUCUAAGUUUCGGUCUCUGUGCUUCAUGAAACGGUUGUAGCUACCUGAUGAAACGAGCGCGUCUUCAGAGGAAAAAGACAAACUGUGGUAUUCCAUCACAGCCGACUGUCCUGCUGUUUAAUGUUUCAUAUUUGUGGUUUUGACGGUUUUACUCGAGAGUCGAUUUGAUGGUUACGAGCAGAGUGCUGCAAACGUGUCUCCCAUCAGUGUCACUAUUUCCUGUCUCCCUCACACAGGAACCACCUUUAUGUUUGAACUUCGUCUGAGCGGAUGUCAAAGCCGAGUCUUAAUGAUGAUGUGAAUGUGCCUUAUUUAAUUUAAACCCAAAUAAACAAGAAUAAACCUGCGAUUCAGACAAAUGA